Messenger RNA from Penicillium pulvis, 615 nucleotides. Its product is annotated as carboxymuconolactone decarboxylase family protein. Lineage: Eukaryota; Fungi; Ascomycota; Eurotiomycetes; Eurotiales; Aspergillaceae. Bases 1 to 615 code for a protein of 204 amino acids. The transcript has a single exon. The record is from RefSeq and is a predicted model, not a curated record.
AUGCGGCUUCCCUACGCCCCCAACACCCCACCAAGCGAUGCCCCGGCUGAUACAGCCGAUAUCUACGCCCGCAUCGCUGAGCGUCGCAACCCCCGCCCACUGAUUCCUCUCGAUCUAUCCCUGCUGCACAGCCCACCCGUCGCCGAUGGCUGGAAUAGCUUCAUUGGUGCAAUCCGGACCCGUACCAUCGUCGACCAGGGAACCCUCGAAUUCGCCGUGUGCCGUGUCGCCGUCUUAACCGACGCAAUUUACGAAUGGAACGCUCAUGCCCCACUGGCGCUCAAGGGUGGUAUUAAACCCGAGGAGCUGCAUGCUUGCCGCACCAUCCCAUCGACUAUUGAGGGUGAUCUAUCUCAACUCGAGAGCAGCCCGCUUACACCGCAGCAACAGGCUGUUUUACGGUAUACCGACCAGAUGACUGUGACUGUCAAGGUGCAGGAUGAGGUUUUUGCACAGCUGAAGACUGUUGGAUACAAUGAUCGGGAGAUUGUGGAGCUUACGACUGGCAUUGCUGGGUAUAAUUGUGUGAGCCGAGUUUUGGUCGCUCUCGACGUGGGUGAAAACAAUGCUCGUGAGAUGAAGAGUGUUGAUCAAUUAGUUGCUGAGCUCAAGUGA